This is a messenger RNA of Ahaetulla prasina, 3904 nucleotides long. RefSeq names its product ninjurin-1-like. The transcript is spliced from 4 exons. The record is from RefSeq and is a predicted model, not a curated record. NCBI's taxonomy places the organism in Eukaryota, Metazoa, Chordata, Lepidosauria, Squamata, Colubridae. Bases 1 to 408 code for a protein of 135 amino acids. Gene Ontology annotation, biological process: tissue regeneration; cell adhesion. Gene Ontology annotation, cellular component: membrane.
AUGGUUGGGGACCCUUGUUUUAAGGGUCGGAGACACUGGCUACGGACAAAUAGGCAAAUUAACAUAAACCAUUAUGCCAAUAAGAAGAGUGCAGCCGAAAGCAUGUUGGAUAUUGCUUUGCUCAUGGCCAAUGCAUCCCAGCUGAAAGCUGUGAUGGAGCAAGGACCCUCUUUCGGAUUCUAUGCUCCACUGAUCGUUCUCAUCAGCAUCUCACUCGCACUUCAGAUUGUAGUUGGCGUGCUCCUAAUAUUCCUUGUUAAAUAUGACCUUAAUAAUCCUGCAAAGCACGCCAAGCUGAACUUUCUCAAUAACCUUGCCACUGGACUGGUGUUUAUUAUAGUAGUUGUCAAUAUAUUUAUCACUGCUUUUGGAGUUCAGAAGCCGUCUCCCCCAGUACAGAAGGCAUAGAAAGAGACCAACAUUCUUUAAAAUUCUGAAGACAGUUUCUGUAUUUUGUGCCAGUUUCACUUGGACGAAGAAACUCAACAAGCAUGUCUUUCUUUGAGUUGGAUUAUUUACCAGAAAGGCCAUUUUAUAUGCGUUCUUAAUCUUAUAAAAAUGAUGGGCUGCCAUUUGGAGGAAAACUGAAUUUUAUUUGUAGCGUAAGGAGUUGCAACCAAAGAUGCUUGCACUGAACUUUCCACAUAAACCUAUUAGUAUUGCUUCAGGAAAAAAUGCAGUGUAAAUCCUGGAGACUUUCUUAUGACUAUUGGAACUCAGUCCCCGUGCCUUCACAGAAAUGCUGAACCAAGAAUGACAGCAUCUAUAUAUGAAAGCAUGGACUUCACAUAGGUAGGGAAAGACCCAUGUACAUUUCAGCAUUAAAAAUAAUUUUGUCUACAAGACUUUCAAAUCCCAAUGAAUUAUGUAGAUAUAAAACCCAAAUUGUUCAUUAUUUAUAUAAUUUCAUAUGAAUAAUUGUAUCUGGUAGGGUGCUAUGGAUAAGAAGAAAGUGAAUGCCAUCAAUGCAGAAAGUGAUGGUAAUGUUGGGACAAGCAAACAUUUGUUUUGCAAAGACCACUUCCCUUCAACUGGUCACUGAUAGUCAUUCCAAGUGUUCCAAAGAGGUGGGUGUCCAACCUUUUUUUUCCUAAGUAGAAAUAUAUAUUGUACAAUUUUGUAUUAUUUCAUUGAUGCUGUAGUCUGCUUAGAACAACUGUGAUGUGUGAAGCCAUGCCUUAUGACUUGUAAACCAUGGUCUAUGGCUGAGAACAUUUUGUGAACCCAGCCAGUUAUUCAAUAAACUAUGGUUAAUUCAACUAUAGUCUAGCAACUAUAGUCUAGCAUGAUGCAUGACCUUACAGUGUGAACACAUCACAACUUUGUAUAAAGGCAUUAUAAUAUAGAUCAGGGGUGUCAAGCUCAAGGCCGGGGGCCAGAUCCAGCCCAUGGGGUGCUUAGAUCUGCACCCGGUGCUGCCCUGGAAACAUCAAAGGACCGGACCACAGUGUUGUGCCAGUGAAAACAGCUCAGGAGAGCCAUCUGCUGAGUCCCGAGCUCUGUUUUUGCUGGCAGAGGGUUACAGGAGGCCACGACAGUCAAAAAUGGAGUUUGGGAGCCUGCUUUUGCUGGCAGAGUGUUUGGGCCACCACAGGCACCCCCAACAUGAGUGAUGUCGAGCUGGCCAUGCCCACCCUGGCCACGCCUACCCUGGACCCUUGAGGUCAAACACAACCCUGAUGCGGCCCUCAAUGAAAUUGAGUUUGACACCUCUGAUAUAGUUUUGUUUAUUUCUUGCCUCUGGAAUUGUUGUUCAUUAUAGCUUUUCAUCAAUUGUUUAAGAGAGUUUAUUUUUAUAUAGUACUUGAUUUUCUUGCCUGACUAAAACAGAGCAUAAGUCCAAGCUGCAUCCAAAAUGCAAUUUCACACAAUUGCUAGGGGUUGUUUUUGUAUGUGUGUGUACUUGUUUGAGUUCCAUCUACUUUAUUAUAAACGAAGGGAACAAUCAAACGAAGGGAACAAUCAAACACGUGUGUUGUCAUUUGUGACAGAAUAGCAAUUUUAUUCUUAAUUCUUUUCUACUUCCAUAUGCUACACCAUUUUGAGUGUCUUAAACAUCUGCCAACUUUCCAUGUUACAAACAGAAUAAAUACAGAGAUAAUGGGGUCAUUUCACCCUGACACUUAUGAAGAACAGGGAUAUAAAAAGUAUCUCUCUUAUUCCUUUUGUGGUCCAGUCGUUCUGAAAGAAUCCCAAAAUGGUGCUGGAUCUUUUUUUAUUCCUUUUGUGCAUAAUGUCAUAUCUCUCUGUACUCAUUUUGUCCAGUCACUCUUGAUAACAAGAUGGGUGGCAUAUAAAUUUAAUGAAUAAAUAAAUUUCCCAAUAUGGACCAUCCAUGGUGAAUAUUUUCUGCUUUAAUAAGGAUUACUUCUCACUGCAAAAUCUUGAUAGGUCGAUCUUCUUUAUAUUAAGGAUGGCUUGUCAACACUUGAAUAGAGAAAUGCCAAGGUUUUCCCUAUUUUUCCUGCUUCAGUGUCGAAGACUCAUUCUAGAAUGCACCUUAAAGUGUAUACCUCUUCAUGGAUCUUUCCAACACAGUUCAAAAGCCACAGUGCAUUUUUUCUCUGACCUGCACUGCUAGCUUUAAAACUGUAAAGUAGAAAUAGAAAGGCUCAUCCUACGCACAAGAUGAGAAGCAAAUUUUGAUUAUAUCCAAUUUUUCUCAUUAUCAUCCUCUCAUUCUCUCAUUAGCUUUUUAAAAAUCAUUCUACGUAGGAAACAAUAAUUUUUUAAAAAAUCUUUAAAGAACCCAAGUCAGUCAAUUAAACUUUUACAGAAUAUUAUAUAUACUACAUUUUUUUCCUUUCAAAAUAUAGUGAACUUUUUUUCUAAUUUAUCAUUUGUGAGCACAAACCUGAAUUCCAUUUUUAGUUACCUACAGGUAUAAUGUUAUUAAUGUGUUUUAUUUUUUUAUUUUGAUUUGUUAAAUAUAUACACUUUAAAUAUAUAGUAUAUAAUAUAUACUAUUAUAGACACAGGAUAGCAGCCAUUUCCUUUACCAUUUCAGAUGCUGCAUUUUUCUACUAAUAAGAUUAUAAUCAUAAGAUUCUAAAGAAUAAGAUAAUUUUUCUAGCAAGAAAAUAGAGAACAAAAAGGAAAGAAUUUUAUUUGGAUAUCUGUUUUAUUCUCAGUGAAAAUAAUUGGAUUUUAUUAUUAACAAGAAAGGUUUUCUUUUGUUUGGAUAUGAAAAUUGAUCAAAAGUUUGCAGAAUGUCGGUUUACAGCUCCUGCCUUUAUAAAUUGUAUGAGUAGGGUUGCUUCUUCUGCAUAAGAGUCAACUGUGAUUCUGUACAUUCUUGGCAGGAAAUGAAUUACUGAAUUAAGUAGGGCUUGCUUCAGGAAGAGCAGAUAUUUUUCAUAGAUUAUAUUUUUUAAUAAAUUAUAUUAAAAUGCAGUAUAAUCAAAUAAUGUUCUGCUGUUUUUCAUAGUUAAUGUGUGAUAAAAUCUGAUUUUUACUGAAACAGUACAAUUGGUUCAGACACUACAAGUGAGGAGUGUUCUAAAAUAGAAUAUCAAUAAAUGUUACAGAUUUUUGCAAAACAUUUUUACAGCUUACUGAUUUGUUUGCUUGAUGUCAGUAAUGGGGUAAACUAGGGACAGCUGUGAGGGUGGGGUGGGGGUCAAAAAAAUGAAGACAGAAAGGUAUCCAUGACUGCAAUCUUAAGAUUUAUCAUUGAAACUGAUAAAUCUAAAUUAGCUGGUCUCAAUCUGGCAUUUUGUGCAGGGUUUGGAUUAUGGCACAUCAUAAAUAUUUAUAAAAAAUUGUACUAGAGACACAACGUGUCAUGAUUCUGAUUUUCCUAUUCACAGCAGAAACCUGUACUUAAGAUUGUUACUGCAUCUUUUACUGCACUGUUUUCAUUACUUUUCUUUUCAUUGCUGGUCAAUAAAGAGUUUUUAAAGAA